This is a messenger RNA of Strongylocentrotus purpuratus (purple sea urchin), 1004 nucleotides long. Its product is annotated as calmodulin-like. Gene Ontology annotation, cellular component: myosin II complex. Lineage: Eukaryota; Metazoa; Echinodermata; Echinoidea; Camarodonta; Strongylocentrotidae. The transcript is spliced from 6 exons. Bases 248 to 778 code for a protein of 176 amino acids. Gene Ontology annotation, molecular function: calcium ion binding. The record is from RefSeq and is a predicted model, not a curated record.
CAAGUAUCUUUAUAAAUUUAGAAGGGUUUUGUUGAGGUUAUGCUGAUCAUGACGACGGACGUCAGCUACAGUUAUCACAGACUUGUCUUAUAGUAUUGGUUGAUCUUAACCAAACUCCUCUAUCUACACCGUCAUUCGCAUAAAACAUCUGAAAAUCUUUGUUUGUCGGGCAAAGACUACCUUUGACUGUGGUACCAAAGCACCAGAGUUUAUUGUUUGAAGAUUUCAACUCUGCCAAGUAUCUGAAAUGGCUGAACAUUUCACAGAUGAAGAAAUAGAAGAUUUCAAGAAUGCCUUCCAACUCCUGGACAGGGAGGAGAAUGGCUUGAUACCAUUCAAGAAGAUCGGAUUCCUACUCCGUUCUGUGGGUGAGAACCCUACCGAUUCUAAGAUGAAUGAGAUCAUCAACGAUCUCCACGACGCCAAUGGUUUCGUGCGUGGCCGUUGGAUCGACUUCACUGACUUUCUCCUCAUCAUGUCGGAGAUAAGAAAUGAAGAUGAGAAAAACAUCAUCGCCGAUGUAUUUAGAGUCUUUGAUAAGGAAAAUACAGGAAUCAUGAAGAAAGACGAACUUCGAAUGGUUCUCGAAGUUUUGAAAGAUGACGUCAUCCAAGAGGAUAUCCCCGAGAUGCUUGCCGAUUUGGAUCUCGAUGACAAUGGUGAUAUAUCCUUCGAAGAACUAGCUGCUGUCAUGGACUUUAACAAGAAAUCGGCGAAUGCACAUGAAUCAAGCAGUGAGACGGGAUCAUCCACCCAGGAGGCUGGAACAAGUAAUUAGCGAACGAAACUAUGCAAACGUGUACAUCAUGCUCCACCACGCGUGUCUUCCUCAGUUUUUGAUAAUUUCGGUGUGUUAACCAAGUCCAAGGAUUGUUUAAAAUAACUUAAAUAACUUGAAACAACUUGAGUCAUAAUGCAUGGCCGUCCAGAGGAUUUUUUUAAGUUGGGGACCGGGAUAAAAUGCAAUAAAUAAUUGACAAUUUAUUGCAUUUUUAAUUUUUUUU